GCAACAAUGGCGCAUUUUCUGUCUACAGUGGACGAGCCUUCCUUCAAGAACGCUAUCGAAGCAAACAAACUCGUCAAAGUGUGUGACAUAUCUUCUUCUAGCGACAUGUCCGGCACGUUUAUUAGAGGAUUCGUUCACAUCAAAUGGCCGUCUAUGGUUAUCCGGGAUACUUUACAACUGAAAAUCAUCUUGAAAUCUCUACCGUCGGACACUUCAAGUUCACUUAAUGAAAUUACGGUUUAUUUGCGAGGAAAGUAUGCAGACGAUUGUGAGCAGCUUGCUCUAAAAGACUUUGUUUGGCUUUUCUCUCCUAAUGUUGACUUGGCACCUAAAGGGAAAUCUGAUGAUCAUCACAAUUUGCUUUAUAUGUCAGAUGAGUUUAAAACAGGCCCUUUAUAUGUUCUUAAAUCAGACAAACCAUCUCGUUCAACAGGAAACACCAAGCGGCCUGCACAUUUGCUCGAUAUUGAUCCUUCUCUUAUGAAUCCUUCAAAGAAGGCAGAAGCACAUUCUAUUCUAUAUCAAUACAAACAACUUGGUGAAUUGAGAGAUGGAGAAACGGCUAAUGUGUAUGGAGUUGUGAAGUUUUUUAAGCCACCGUAUGCAAGCAAGGGAACAGAUUUCACGUGUCUUGUGAAUCUUGUCGAUCCUUCUUGUCCUGACGGUUUCAGAUGUGUGAUGUUCAGUAAAGAAGAGAAACUGUUGCCUCACAUCAGAACAACAGGAGAUAUUGUAAGAAUUCAUAGACUCAAGGUUCAAACAUAUCAGAGUAACUUACAAGGCGUAGCACAGAAAGGCCUUUCUUGUGUUGUAUUUGAUGGCAAACAGGGACAACCGUUUGAUGCGAGAUCAGGUCAUAGGAAUAUAACAUUUACGGACAACGACAAGAAGACAGUGGAGUCUUUGAGAGAGUGGACUGUCCAGCAGACUGACAUGUUAGACAAACGCACUAUUUGUUACUUGAACAUCAUUCAACCGUCUACCCAUUUUGAUCUCAUUUGUCAGGUUGUUGGAAUCGCAGAAGUAAGUCAACAUUCGUGUACAAUUAUUCGUGUUUGUGAUGGUUUUCAGCCACCAGCAAAUGUGAAGAGAGCACUCGUUGAUAUGCAACAGUUUGAUCAACAGUUGGCAAGUAUGGUGGAACAAGACGGAUAUUUUAGUGAUGUGUUUGCAUAUGAUGAUCAUUCAGUAACUGCAGCAAAGCUGAAGCCUGGACAAUAUAUCUGUUUGCGCAACUGCCAUGCUGUGGUCAUUGAAUCGACAUCUGGUCAAGAUGAAGACAACCCCUCUUCACAACUUGUUCAGAUCUGUCUCCAUAAAGGCACAGCAUAUGGUCGGGGAAUAGUAAUUCUGUCAGAGACAGACGACAAUGUGAUGGAUUUGAAGAAGAGGAUGUGGGAUGGAAACGGCCGUAAAGACGAAUCUCAAGAGCAAGUGAUAAGUCGCCUUCUGAUAUCAAAUAGUGAUAAAAUAAAAUUUUCAACAAUUGAAGACAUCAUAGAGCAUCCUAAAGUUCCUGGAGUGUUUCGUUGUCAAGCAAAAGUUACCAAAGUGUUUCCAUCAAUGUCGAAUGAAUGGAAACGAUUCGUGUGUUCAAGAUGUCAUUAUGGGAAAAACACAGCGUGUUUAGUUGAUGAUGAUAUGAUAGGAUGCCGUGCUGGGGGAAGGUGUGACUUUCAUGAAGACAAGCUGUUUUAUAUCUAUCUUACUGAUGACUCAUGCACCUUGGAAGUGAUUGUGUGUUCAGAUGAUUUGAUGGACUUUGUUGGUGGAAAUCAGCAACAAAACAAUGAUGAAUCUCUGACGAAGAGAUUGGAAGCAGCCGCAUCCAUUCUAACUUCAAGAAACAAUCACAACAAGCUUCCAGUGAUAGACUGCCUUUUGAAGUCAUACAGUAAUGUUGUAGGAGUUAUCAGAUAUCGCAUAUUUGGAACUGUGCUGAUAAUGUAGGAUAAACGUAAUGCCUUAUAGUAAGUGAGUUAGAGUGAGCACUUGAACAGUUUGUAGUCGAACAGUGUAGAGACUAACACAAUGUUUAGUUGUUUCAUGGAAGCAUAAUUCUUACCAUUUGGAGAUAGAUAAUACACUUGUAC
Molecule: messenger RNA, 2093 nt
Organism: Corticium candelabrum
Lineage: Eukaryota; Metazoa; Porifera; Homoscleromorpha; Homosclerophorida; Plakinidae
Product: protection of telomeres protein 1-like
Exons: 1
Coding region: 7-1950 (647 amino acids)
Biological process (GO): telomere capping; regulation of telomere maintenance via telomerase
Cellular component (GO): nuclear telomere cap complex; chromosome, telomeric region
Molecular function (GO): telomerase inhibitor activity; G-rich strand telomeric DNA binding
Source: RefSeq, a predicted model, not a curated record